UUCCUUUACACACAUUUAAUUUGUCACAUAAGCGCUACAAAGAAGAUGUGACCUAGUUCUCGUCUACAAUCCAAGUCGGAUUAUUCAACAUUUCUCACACAGAACCUAUCAAAUAUAUAUAUUUUUUAAAAACAAAAGAAUAAGGGGCACCUGACCCUUCACUUAUUAUCUCAUUUCAGCUCAGCCUAUUCAGCGAAAGUGGUGUAAUCUACUCGUCCUUCCUACACGUGACUUGCUAUUCUGUUGGUCCAGGCUGCUGUGAAGGAAAGAUGAAUUUGUCAUUUAAAUAUUAAUGAGUGCUGGGGCUUUUUAUAGGGGAACAAAUCAGCCAAAUAGGCUAUAAUGACAUUUUUUUCUUCCUUCUUUCCUUCUUUCGUGAAGAAAGAAAUGAUAGCGACAAAGAUGAAGGACGUACUACUCCUUAAUAUUAUUUUGUUCAUGCUUUAUUUUUAGUUUUAAGAACUGUAUUAACAGCAGUAACAGUGAAAGUAUUUGUAUUUAUUUAUUUCUAUAGCACUUUUCUGAUUAGUCUCACAAUCUGUAAAUAAACAAGUGGGACCAUUAAAAGACAAAGACAUGAAAUAAAAUAUAGUUUAAGUCAAAUCCUUAAUUAAAAUACAUUAGUGUUAGUGAUGUGCCUCCAGGCACAAAACAAACUCAAUCAUUAACAUCCCUCCAUAUGGUAGUGCCACCUUUGCCCCGACUCUCCUUCUGACGUCAGACUCAGGGGGAGGAGUCAGGGAGUAUAUAAACCCGCCCCCUGCGCGUGGUUCUUGAAUGAAGACGCAGAAGAGACGCGCAUCAGGAUCAGGAUCAGGAUUUUCCCACCCUGUCUGAGGUUGAGGUUGUGUGUCUGAGGAGCUGUAUUUUAACCAACUCGGCAUUGGAUUGAAUGCAUUUUUGUUUUUUUGUGUUUGGAUUGGUGAUUUUGUUUGCAUACCGGAUGCGAGCACCUGUGCGUAAUUGGAAAAGUUUUGGCCAUGGCGCGUCUCCAUCUCCGUUUCCUCCUGCUGGCUCUGUCUCUCCUGCUGCCCCUGGCUGCCUCCUCGGGACUGUUUGAGCUGAAGGUGCACUCUUUCAGCACCACACGUCGCUUCUGCAGGAGAACUCGCGACUGCAACAUCUUUUUCCGCAUCUGCCUCAAGCACUCGGAGGACGUGAUCUCCGCCGAGCCGCCCUGCACCUUCGGAACCGGGCAGACCGGAGUGAUGCGGGCCGAACCGGGAGCCAUCUCCAACAGCGCCGCCAUCCGAGUACCCUUCCACUUCAAGUGGCCGGGAACGUUUUCUCUGGUUAUUGAAGCCUGGAACGCCGAGUCACCCAAAGAGCACGCUGACCACACAGAGAACCAGAACAACCUGAUCAGCCGUUUAGCGACGCGGCGGCGUUUAUCCAUCGGGGAGGACUGGUCUCAGGAUGUGCACUUCGGCGAGCAGAGCGAGCUCCGCUACUCGUACCACGUGUUCUGUGAUGAGUUCUACUAUGGAGAUGCGUGUUCAGAUUACUGCCGACCACGCGACGACACACUCGGCCACUACACGUGCGACGAGAAUGGAAAUAAACAGUGUCUGGACGGCUGGCAGGGGGAAUACUGCUCCGAUCCCAUCUGCUCGGCGGACUGCAGCGAUCGUCACGGUUACUGCGAGGCCCCCGGCGAGUGUAAGUGUCGUCUGGGGUGGCAGGGCCCGUCCUGCAGCGAGUGUGUGCGCCACCCCGGCUGUCUGCACGGCACCUGCACGCAGCCUUGGCAGUGUGUGUGUAAAGAAGGCUGGGGAGGUCUUUUCUGCAACCAGGACCUGAACUACUGCACCAACCACCGGCCCUGCGCUAACGGAGCCACCUGCACCAACACGGGCCAGGGCAGCUACACCUGCACCUGCCGGCCGGGGUACGGAGGCACCGACUGCGAGCUCGAGAUCAACGAGUGCGACUGCAACCCCUGUAAGAACGGCGGCAGCUGCAACGAUCUGGAGAACGAUUACUCGUGCACAUGCCCUCAGGGCUUCUACGGGAAAAACUGUGAGAUCAUAGCAAUGACGUGUGCAGAUGAUCCGUGCUUUAACGGAGGAACAUGUGAGGAACGUUUCACUGGAGGCUACGUGUGCCGCUGCCCCCCAGCCUACACUGGCUCCAACUGUGAGAAGAAACUGGACCGCUGCAGCCAUAAACCCUGUGCCAACGGUGGUGAGUGUGUGGAUGUGGGCUCCGGGGUGCUGUGUCGGUGUCGCCCGGGGUUCGCCGGGCCACGCUGCGCCGUUAACGUGGACGACUGCGCACGUUCUCCUUGUCAGAACUCGGGAACAUGUGUAGAUGGAGUGAACGACUACACAUGCUCGUGCACACUUGGAUUCACGGGGAAGAACUGCAGUGUGCGUGCCGAUGCCUGCCUCUCACACGCUUGCCUGCAUGGCGGUACCUGCUACACACACUUCUCAGGCCCCGUGUGCCAGUGUGUGCCUGGAUUCAUGGGUCCCAGCUGUGAGUUCCCCGUGCUGGAUAGGGCCGGACUGGAGCGGGCAGCGUCACGCACCUCUCGAGGUUCCUCCCCUUCCACGGUGGCGGCGCUGUGCGUGCUGGGCGUGCUGGCAGCAUGCCUGGGCGUGUGCGUGGCUGUGGUGUUCCUGAGGCGCAGGAGGCAGCGGCUGCGCAGACAGCAGCUCUGCGACUCUGUUUUCAAUGACCUCGAGACAGUCAACAAUCUCGACCGGCAGCACUACCCAUAUGAACACGAAUUCCUGUCCAGAGCUGUCAGUCAGGUGAAGCCGAGCAACACAGAGGCCAGGCUCGGCUGCUCAUUGGCUCCCGGGCACACGCUUCCUGCCGGGAGGGACUUCCUGUGGAGCGCCGGAGGGGCGGGGAUUAGAUAACAGGCGCAUAGGUUCAGGAAACAAGUUUCAAACACCACACAUGCGCGCGCAUAUAUAUAUAUAUAUAUAUAUAUAUAUAUAUAUAUGUAUAUGUAUAUAUGUAUAUAUGUGUAUAUAUAUAUAUAUAUAUAUGUAUAUAUGUGUGUGUGUAUGACACACGCGCGCGCACAAACUGAGUGAAGAAUGAAAAUGAUUUAAGCACUUCUUUUUCAUUUAAAAAAAAAAAAACAUGACAGAAUAAAGUGUUGAACAGGACCUUUUCUGUCGGACCGAUGGAGUUUAGGCUCCUGAAACCAAAAAAAAUAUAUAAAAAAUUAAGCUACUUUAAAGUGUUAGAUUUGGUAUAGAUGGUGAUUACUACAGAACUCAACAUAAACAGUAUGUGACUAGUCAUUUCUGUAUUAUAAGGCAUGAAUGAAAUUCUGUAUGAUUAAAGAAAAUUCACAAUAUACAGUAUAUGUAAGCAAAAAAUGAAAAUGUACAAAUUAUUUGAAAGAAUACGUCACAAAAUACCUGCAGGAAAGAAAGAAAAAACCACAUGACCCAUCCCAUAGUUUGGGAUUAUUAUGGUAGGUUAGGCCAAAUCCUGACUGGCUUCUAGAAAACUGAUGUUCAGCCUUUCAGUUUAUUUUUUAUCGAAGAAUGAGUCGAACAUCAUUCCUCCUUUUAAUUCUGAUUUAUCUUUUCAACAUUAUGGUGAAUGGUGUGUUUUUUGGGGUUUUUUUUAAAAACACUUUUAACCUCUAUACUAUAUACUUUUUUAUAUCCAUUAUAAUGAUAUGUAAACAAUGAGAUGUCUGGGUUAGCUGGAUAACUUAAUUCUUUUAUAGUUCUGGUUUAAGUUAUCCAGCUAAUUGUAAAUUCCUGCUUUUUUAAAAAUAUAUAUAUAUAAACUCUCUAGAUCUCGAACUGGGAAAGUUCGAAGUCUGCAUUUCCGCCGACGUUCGAUUGUAACGAAGUCCCAAAUGACGGCUAAAGUUCUCUCCGACUCCUCCUGACAUCCUGUACGGAUGUUCGUUCUACUUGUAUGAUCCACAAAAUGGAGUGUAUUAGAUCUGUACUUUCAUUGUUACAAAGUCAGAAAUAUAUUUAUAAAUAUUUUCCUAAACCAAAAUGGGGAUAUUGUUAGCCCAGCGUUGUAUUGCUAUGUAGCAGCGAGCUCUUUCCCUAUGUGUAAGCGGGAAGUCAUUUGUUGUCAUUUUGAUACGUAGAACUUGAGGUUUUCUGAAUGUGAUGUUUCUGACUCGUAAAAAAAAAAAAAAAAAGAUUUCUGUAGCCAUUUCACCUUUCAUGACCCUUAAACCUGAGUUUAAUGCCUGCUUUAAGUUCCUGUUUUGCAUUUUUGUACUUUUAAUUUCAAUCAUUUUUCUUGUGAGACAAUAUUUUAUGUUAAUUUAUUUUGUAUGUCUAUUUCUUUGUCAAGUUAAUAAUAAAAUGUGUAAUGUAAUCCCGCAUCAUUCAUUAAUCCGGCAUAAAUUUACAGAAGGUCAAGGGAUUGGUUUACCAGUAAUCUCCAACAACCAAUCAGAGUUGAGCUUUUGGGGAAAUGGAAAAGUUCGGCGAUAAAAAGCGAUAACGAUGUGCUUUAUUUCACUGAUCUAAUUAUUACACUGACCGGAUUAGCCAUUAACAGAGAGGUUUAUCGAUUAAGUAUGAAUAUGUGAAAUUUGCCCUG
Ictalurus furcatus (blue catfish) is the source of this 4542-nucleotide messenger RNA. RefSeq names its product deltaB (gene dlb). Gene Ontology annotation, biological process: multicellular organism development; heterophilic cell-cell adhesion; cell communication. The record is from RefSeq and is a predicted model, not a curated record. Gene Ontology annotation, molecular function: calcium ion binding. Gene Ontology annotation, cellular component: plasma membrane; protein-containing complex. The transcript has 7 exons. NCBI's taxonomy places the organism in Eukaryota, Metazoa, Chordata, Actinopteri, Siluriformes, Ictaluridae. Bases 981 to 2867 code for a protein of 628 amino acids.